Molecule: messenger RNA, 615 nt
Organism: Wickerhamiella sorbophila
Lineage: Eukaryota; Fungi; Ascomycota; Dipodascomycetes; Dipodascales; Trichomonascaceae
Product: Phosphoribosylglycinamide formyltransferase
Exons: 1
Coding region: 1-615 (204 amino acids)
Biological process (GO): 'de novo' IMP biosynthetic process
Cellular component (GO): cytoplasm
Molecular function (GO): phosphoribosylglycinamide formyltransferase activity
Source: RefSeq, a predicted model, not a curated record
AUGUCUAUCCUAGUACUUAUCUCUGGUUCUGGCUCGAAUUUGCAAGCUUUAAUCGACGCCAAACUGCCAAUCAAGCACGUGGUUUCAAGCUCACCAACUGCGUACGGUCUUGAGCGUGCUCAAAAGGCAGGAAUUCCCACAUCUGUCCACAGCCUCCAGACGUACUAUGGCGAUCUACCCAAAACAGCCAAAGGGGAGCGUAAAGCAGCUCGUUCGCAAUUCAAUAAAGAUCUAUCCACGAAGGUUCUUGAGUUAAAGCCGAGUCUGGUUGUUUGUGCAGGGUGGAUGCUCAUUUUGGCCCCGUCCUUCCUCGACCCGUUGGCUAAGGCUAAUGUUUCCAUCAUCAACCUCCAUCCUGCUCUCCCCGGUGCGUUCCCUGGUAUCAACGCUAUUGAUAGAGCCUGGGAAGCAGGUCAAAAGGGCGAACUUUCCAAGGGUGGUGUCAUGAUCCACUAUGUGAUCGCCGCAGUGGAUGAGGGUAAGCCCCUGGUAGUCAAGGAGAUUGAUUUGCGAAAAGACGAGACUCUGGACGAGUACACAGCACGUGUGCAUCAAAUUGAACAUAUUGCCAUUGUGGAAGGGACUCGCAAGGCGCUGGAAGCAGCAACUAAUUAA